GGUCGGCUGUACAGGACAGAGCUCAGUGGGGCCACUGCGACUGCACCACCCAGAGAGGGGCAUGUGAGGAGGACAAUAUACACUUUUCAACUGCAGUACUACUUUUGAAGACUCUGACAGAGAGGACAGCCAUGUGUGUGUCCCCAGCAGAGACUCAGCCGUGAGGGACCGGAGAGCUCCCCCACCCCACAGCCCCUACAGCAGUCCCCCGGAGGAACAGGACAGCCCGGAGAGAGCGAGGGAGAGGCUCCAUGCUGAACUAAAGCAGGUGCUGAGUCAGAAGAGAAGCCUGAGAGACAUGGAGCCAGAGCCAGCCGACCAGCACACGAAGGAGGAAGACAUGUCUGAAGAGGUGGAGAUCGUGAUGGAGACAGAGGCGGAGGCAGGAGCAAGUGGCUACAGUGUGACCGGAGGAGGACAUCGUGGGAUCUUUGUGAGAGAUGUUCUCAAAGACUCUCCAGCUGCAAAACACCUCAGUCUGCAGCAAGGAGAUCAGCUGUUGAGUGCCAAAGUCUACUUUGAUAAUGUCAAGUACGAAGAUGCGCUAAAGAUCCUCCAGUGUGCAGAGCCAUAUAAAGUCAGCUUCCAGCUGAAGAGGACAGUCACCCGAGAGGCCCCCAGUGUGAGAGCCCGACUACCCAUUGUAGAGGUCAAAGGGCCCCGUGCCAAAGCGGCUAAACUGAGUGUGAAGGGGAUGAAGCCAUUUAAAACCCAAAAGAAACGAGGAGGUCGCUUUGGCCUGAAGAGGUUGAAAGAAAGGCAUACAGAAGAGACGGAGCAGGAGGAAGGACCCCCCAGUGGGGACCAGAGUGAUGAGGGUGAAGAGUUCUCUCUUCCCAAAAUGAAACACUCCCAGAGUUCCACGGCACAAGCAGGAGCUGCAGGAAAGGGCAGACAGUAUGUCAGGUUCCCCCACAUGAAAGCAAGGGUGCAGUGUGGAGCAGAGUCAGGCCAAACAGAGGAAACAACGCAUGUGGAGAUGUCCGAAGCAAAAGGCAAAGCUCAUGGAAAGGCCCAUAAAUUUGGCAUCCACUUUCCAAAGUCCAAACACACACAGGUGACUGUGCAGCCACCAGAGAUCACCCUCAGUCUACCUGAAGCCAGAGGCCAUGCAGGGGACAAGAGUAGAGCAGAAAUGAGCAAACCCAAAGUAGCUUUGGGGUCAAAUAUCCAUGGAGAAUUGAGUGCAGGGACUGAGAACAUUGAUGUUGGCAAAGGUGCUAAGCUCAGAAUGCCAAAGUUAAAAUUACCAAAGAUUCGACUGUCACGAAAUUCAGAUGACAUGGAAGCUGAUGUGGACAUAAAAGGAGAUGUCAGAAUCUCUCCACCACCCCAAGUAAAGGUGGCUGCAGGUGGCUCAGGGACAGCCUCAGUCAGUGUGUCCAUACCUGAAGGAAGGCCUGGUGUGGAAGUGUCCGCCCCACAAGGCACAGGAGAGGGGAACGUGGUGGUGCCAGCUGUGGACAUCCAUGCGCCUGAUGUCAGUUUGAAUGUGGACACUGGACAGAGAGUUCCUGAUGAAGUGGAAGGCACAUUUAAAUGUCCAAAAAUCUCUAUGCCGAAAGUGGAAUUAUCAGAUGUAGAACACGCUAAAGCAGACGUUACACUGAAAACAGACACUGUAGAUGUAGACAUGGGCCAUUAUGUUGGAGGGGAUGGACAGUUCAAAAUGCCAGAUUUUAAUGUUAUUCUACCCACACUGGACCCACUCAAGACAGAGAUAAAAAUGCAAGAGGAGGAAACAAUUACAUUACCUAAAGUAGACCUGACUAUUCCAAAGGUCAAAAAAGAGACUUGGAAAGCAGAAUAUAAUGAAUUUGAAGUAACCAGGGGACAAGCUGAAAUAAAAACGUCUUCUGUUGAUGUUCCUUCAGAGAUGUCACAUGAAAGCAACCUUAAACUGAGAGGAAGUCUACCUACUCCAUCUGUGAACAUAUAUCAACCAAAUAUGACCAUAACAAACACCAAAGUCAAAGGUACAAUAGAGACAACAGAGGUGCAAUUUCAGGGCCAAUCAACUGAUAUCUCCUUUCCAGGUAUGGUUCAAAAGAGAGGCAAUGUUAACAUUUCAAUGCCAGAGAUUGAAUGUGGAAAAGGAACAGCUUCAUCUAUUGAAAUAGUAUUACCAGAAACAAGACUGAAGGGAGACACUGGAGAACAGAGUCUGUCUACAGACAUAUCCCUUCCGGGUGUCAAAUUACCUGAAGCAAAGAUGCACUUUCAAGGGCCAAAAGUUGAAAGUGGGGCUGGAUUGCCAAAAAUUGAUAUGUCAAAGAGAAAAUCAAAAGAAGAAACUGAAGUUGACAUUAGUUUUGAUGGAAAAGUAUCUAAAGUGGACAUUUCAUCACCAACACUCAAUAUAGCACCAGCAGCUAUAGAAGUGGAAGGGCCUGAGAUGAAGGGAAGGAAAAUACAAAUGCCAGACAUUGACCUUUCCCCUUCCAAAGAAAAAACAGAUAGAUUGGGGACAGGCAUAAAAUUUCCACAUUUCAAAUUACCUACAGUUGACAUUUCUGCUCCCCAAGUUGACUUAGAUUUUGGUCAUUCAAAGCAAAGUGAUGAUGUAGAAGUGGAGCUGCUGCAGGCAGAGGGCAGCAGACCUUCUUCAGGGGGUAGUUAUGAUCCGCCCAAUAUUUCUCCAAGAUCGCUGGAAGUUGGCGGAAAGAAAAAGAUUAAGGGAAAGAAAAAAAAAAUAAAACUGCCUUCAUUUGGGUUUUCCAAGAAUAAAGCUGACAUAUCUGCUCCAUGUUCUACAGGAAGUUUAGAAGCAACAUCACCUAAAAUACAGCUCACAGAGGGAGAAAGUGGGGCAAAACUAGAAGCUGACUUAGAGGGAAAAAGUGGUUUCCAUGGACCUGAUGUUCAUAUAAAGCUACCAAAGUUUUCAGUGUCGGGGACAUCAACAGUUACAUCUCCAGACACUGAAGUCCUUCUCCCAAAACCUGAAGCGGAUAUUUCAGAAGGUGACAUCAAACUCUCUGAGGGAAGCCUAAGAAUUCCCAAACUACCAACAAUUGAUGUGUCCAUUCCAAAAUUUGACCUCGAUAUAUCAUUGCCUAAAAGCCAAGGGAAUGCCAAAGGAGAAAAAUCCUCAGAUGUUGAUAUAGAUGGACCAAACCUGAAAAUGCAAGAUGUUGACAUAUCCUUACUCAAGGCUAAAGGUGUUGGUCCAGAAAUUGAGAUUGAUGAUGUUGGUGUUGGUCUUCCAAAAGGAAAAAUGAAAGGUCCAAAUGUAGAAAUAGAGGAUCCUGGGGGAAAAUUUAAAAUGCCUGGUAUCAAAAUGCCUAAAGUUGACAUAACUCUGCCAAAAGGAAAGAUUGAAGGCCCAGAGAUUACCACAGAAAGACCUGAAGCUGACCUAGAAGGAUCAGCAGGUGGAAAGUUCAAAAUGCCAAAUAUAAAAAUGCCAAAUGUUGACAUUUCUUUACCAAAAGGAACAUUUAAAGGCCCAGAAAUUGAUAUUGAGGGAUCAAAAUCUGGAAAUAUCAAUAUGCCAGAUGUUGAUAUAUCUCUUCCCAAAGGAAACAUAGAGGGGCCUGAGCUGGAAAUUGGAGGAAAAGGUGGAGGUUUCAAGAUCCCUCAUCCAAAUCUUCCUUCUGUUGAUAUCUCACUUCCAAAAGGAAAGCUUGAAGGUCCUGAUGUUGACAUAGAUGUUUAUAAAGGAGGGAAAUUUAAAAUCCCUGAUUUGAAAAUGCAUUCUGUUGACAUAACACUGCCCAAAGGAAAGGCCAAGGGUCCUGAAGUCAACAUAGAGACCCCGGGAGUACAUGUAGAAGCACAUAAGAAAGGAAAGUUUGAAAUGCCUCACAUCAAAAUGCCUGACAUUGACAUUUCUCUGCCCAAAGGGAAGGUUGAAGGUCCUGAAAUAGAUGCUGAGGGGGCAAAGGUAAAAAUGCCUGACAUCAAGAUGCCCAACAUUGAUAUAUCUUUACCAAAAGGAAAAGGGAAAGGUCUAGAAGCAGACGUUGAAGCAACUCUUCCUUCCAUUGAUAUUUCGCUUCCAAAAGAAAAAAUAGAAGGUCCAGAAGUUGAGAUCGAGGGGCCUAAAGGAAAGAAGUUCAAGAUGCCUCAUCUGAAAAUGCCAGAUGUGGACAUAUCCUUACCUAAGGCCAAAGGUGUUGGCCCAGAAGUUGAGAUUGAAGGAGGAGUGCCUUCUGUUGAUAUUUCACUUCCAAAAGGAAAGAUUGGAGGUCCAGAUGUAGAUAUAGAGGGUCCUGCAGGGGGAAAGUUCAAAAUGCCUUGUAUCAAUAUGCCUAAAGUUGACAUAAUUCUGCCAAAAGGAAAGAUUGAAGGCCCAGAGAUCACCACAGAAAGACCUGAAGCUCACCUAGAAGGAUCAGCAGGUGGAAAGUUCAAAAUGCCAAAUAUAAAAAUGCCAAAUGUUGACAUUUCUUUACCAAAAGGAACAUUUAAAGGCCCAGAAAUUGAUAUUGAGGGAUCAAAAUCUGGAAAAAUCAAUAUGCCAGAUGUUGAUAUAUCUCUUCCCAAAGGAAACAUAGAGGGGCCUGAGUUGGAAAUUGGAGGAAAAGGUGGAGGUUUCAAGAUCCCUCAUCCAAAUCUUCCUUCUGUUGAUAUCUCACUUCCAAAAGGAAAGCUUGAAGGUCCUGAUGUUGACAUAGAUGUUUCUAAAGGAGAGAAAUUUAAAAUCCCUGAUUUGAACAUGCCUUCUGUUGACAUAACACUGCCCAAAGGAAAGGCCAAGGGUCCUGAAGUCAACAUAGAGACCCCUGGAGUACAUGUAGAAGCACAUAAGAAAGGAAAGUUUGAAAUGCCUCACAUCAAAAUGCCUGACAUUGACAUUUCUCUGCCCAAAGGGAAGGUAGAAGGUCCUGAAAUAGAUGCUGAGGGGGCAAAGUUCAAAAUGCCUGACAUCAAGAUGCCCAACAUUGAUAUAUCUUUACCAAAAGGAAAAGGGAAAGGUAUAGAAAAAGACGUUGAAGCAACUCUUCCUUCCAUUGAUAUUUCACUUCCAAAAGGAAAAAUAAAAGGUCCAGAAGUUGAGAUCGAGAGGCUUAAAGGAAAGAAGUUCAAGAUGCCUCAUCUGAAAAUGCCAGAUGUGGACAUAUCCUUACCUAAGGCCAAAGGUGUUGGCCCAGACGUUGAGAUUGAAGCGGGACUACCGUCUGUUGAUAUUUCACUUCCAAAAGGAAAGAUUGAAGGUCCAGAUGUAGAUAUAGAGGGUUCUGCAGGGGGAAAGUUCAAAAUGCCUGGUAUCAAAAUGCCUAAAUUUGACAUAACUCUGCCAAAAGGAAAGAUUGAAGGCCCAGAGAUCACCACAGAAAGACCUGAAGCUCACCUAGAAGGAUCAGCAGGUGGAAAGUUCAAAAUGCCAAAUAUAAAAAUGCCAAAUGUUGACAUUUCUUUACCAAAAGGAACAUUUAAAGGCCCAGAAAUUGAUAUUGAGGGAUCAAAAUCUGGAAAAAUCAAUAUGCCAGAUGUUGACAUUUUUCUUCCCAAAGGAAACAUAGAGGGGCCUGAACUGGAUAUUGGAGGAAAAGGUGGAGGUUUCAAGAUCCCUCAUCCAAAUCUUCCUUCUGUUGAUAUCUCACUUCCAAAAGGAAAGCUUGAAGGUCCUGAUGUUGAUAUAGAUGUUUCUAAAGGAGGGAAAUUUAAAAUCCCUGAUUUCAAAAUGCCUUCUGUUGACAUAACACUGCCCAAAGGAAAGGCCAAGGGUCCCGACAUCAAUACAGAGACCCCCGGACUACACGUAGAAGCACAUAAGAAAGGAAAGUUUGACAUCCCUCACAUAAAAAUGCCUGACAUUGACAUUUCUCUGCCCAAAGGGAAGCUCGAAGGUUCUGAAAUAGAUGCUGAGGGGGCAAAGUUCAAAAUGCCAGACAUCAAGAUGCCCAACAUUGAUAUAUCUGUACCAAAAGGAAAAGGUCUAGAAGCAGACAUUGAAGCAACUCUUCCUUCCAUUGAUAUUUCACUUCCAAAAGGAAAAAUAGAAGGUCCAGAAGUUGAGAUCGAGGGGCCUAAAGGAAAGAAGUUCAAGAUGCCUCAUCUGAAAAUGCCAGAUGUGGACAUACCCUUACCUAAGGCCAAAGGUGUUGGCCCAGAGGUUGAGAUUGAAGGGGGACUACCAUCUGUUGAUAUUUCACUUCCAAAAGGAAAGAUUGAAGGUCCAGAUAUAGAUAUAGAGGGUCCUGCAGGGGGAAGGUUCAAAAUGCCUGGUAUCAAAAUGCCUAAAGUUGACUUAACUCUGCCAAAAGGAAAGAUUGAAGGCCCAGAGAUCACCACAGAAACACCUGAAGCUCACCUAGAAGGAUCAGCAGGUGGAAAGUUCAAAAUGCCAAAUAUAAAAAUGCCAAAGGUUGACAUUUCUUUACCAAAAGGAACAUUUAAAGGCCCAGAAAUUGAUAUUGAGGGAUCAAAAUCUGGAAAAAUCAAUAUGCCAGAUGUUAAUAUAUCUCUUCCCAAAGGAAACAUAGAGGGGCCUGAGCUGAAAGUUGGAGGAAAAGAUGGAGGUUUCAAGAUCCCUUAUCCAAAUCUCCCUUCUGUUGAUAUCUCACUUCCAAAAGGAAAGCUAGAAGGUCCUGAUGUCGAUAUAGAUGUUUCUAAAGGGGGGAAAUUUAAAAUCCCUGAUUUCAAAAUGCCUUCUGUUGACAUAACACUGCCCAAAGGAAAGGCCAAGGGUCCUGAAGUCAACAUAGAGACCCCGGGAGUACAUGUAGAAGCACAUAAGAAAGGAAAGUUUGAAAUGCCUCACAUCAAAAUGCCUGACAUUGACAUUUCUCUGCCCAAAGGGAAGGUAGAAGGUCCUGAAAUAGAUGCUGAGGGGGCAAAGGUCAAAAUGCCUGACAUUAAGAUGCCCAACAUUGGUAUAUCUUUACCAAAAGGGAAAGGUCUAGAAGCAGACAGUGAAGCAACUCUUCCUUCCAUUGAUAUUUCACUUCCAAAAGGAAAAAUAGAAGGUCCAGAAGUUAAGAUUGAGGGGCCUAAAGGAAAGAAGUUCAAGAUGCCUCAUCUGAAAAUGCCAGAUGUAGACAUAUCCUUACCUAAGGCCAAAGGUGUUGGCCCAGACGUUGAGAUUGAAGGGGGACUACCGUCUGUUGAUAUUUCACUUCCAAAAGGAAAGAUUGAAGGUCCAGAUGUAGAUAUAGAGGGUCCUGCAGGGGGAAAGUUCAAAAUGCCUGGUAUCAAAAUGCCUAAAGUUGACAUAACUCUGCCAAAAGGAAAGAUUGAAGGCCCAGAGAUCACCACAGAAAGACCUGAAGCUCACCUAGAAGGAUCAGCAGGUGGAAAGUUCAAAAUGCCAAAUAUAAAAAUGCCAAAUGUUGACAUUUCUUUACCAAAAGGAACAUUUAAAGGCCCAGAAAUUGAUAUUGAGGGAUCAAAAUCUGGAAAAAUCAAUAUGCCAGAUGUUGAUAUAUCUCUUCCCAAAGGAAACAUAGAGGAGCCUGAGCUGGAAAUUGGAGGAAAAGAUGGAGGUUUCAAGAUCCCUUAUCCAAAUCUCCCUUCUGUUGAUAUCUCACUUCCAAAAGGAAAGCUUGAAGGUCCUGAGGUCGAUAUAGAUGUUUCUAAAGGGGGGCAAUUUAAAAUCCCUGAUUUCAAAAUGCCUUCUGUUGACAUAACACUGCCCAAAGGAAAGGCCAAGGGUCCUGAAGUCAACAUAGAGACCCCGGGAGUACAUGUAGAAGCACAUAAGAAAGGAAAGUUUGAAAUGCCUCACAUCAAAAUGCCUGACAUUGACAUUUCUGUGCCCAAAGUCAAGGUCGAAGAUCCUGAAAUAGAUGCUGAGGGGGCAAAGGUCAAAAUUCCUGACAUUAAGAUGCCCAACAUUGGUAUAUCUUUACCAAAAGGGAAAGGUCAAGAAGCAGACAUUGAAGCAACUCUUCCUUCCAUCGAUAUUUCAUUUCCAAAAGGAAAAAUAGAAGGUCCAGAAGUUGAGAUUGAGGGGUCUAAAGGAAAGAAGUUCAAGAUGCCUCAUCUGAAAAUGCCAGAUGUAGACAUAUCCUUACCUAAGGCCAAAGGUGUUGGCCCUGACGUCGAGAUUAAAGGGGGACUACCGUCUGUUGAUAUUUCACUUCCAAAAGGAAAGAUUGAAGGUCCAGAUAUAGAUAUAGAUAUAGAGGGUCCUGCAGGGGAAAAGUUCAAAAUGCCUGGUAUCAAAAUGCCUAAAGUUGACAUAACUCUGCCAAAAGGAAAGAUUGAAGGCCCAGAGAUCACCACAGAAAGACCUGAAGCUCACCUAGAAGGAUCAGCAGGUGGAAAGUUCAAAAUGCCAAAUAUAAAAAUGCCAAAUGUUGACAUUUCUUUACCAAAAGGAACAUUUAAAGGCCCAGAAAUUGAUAUUGAGGGAUCAAAAUCUGGAAAAAUCAAUAUGCCAGAUGUUGAUAUAUCUCUUCCCAAAGGAAACAUAGAGGGGCCUGAGCUGGAUAUUGGAGGAAAAGGUGGAGGUUUCAAGAUCCCUCAUCCAAAUCUUCCUUCUGUUGAUAUCUCACUUCCAAAAGGAAAGCUUGAAGGUCCUGAUGUUGAUAUAGAUGUUUCUAAAGGAGGGAAAUUUAAAAUCCCUGAUUUCAAAAUACCUUCUGUUGACAUAACACUGCCCAAAGGAAAGGCCAAGGGUCCUGAAGUCAAUAUAGAGACCCCUGGAGUACAUGUAGAAGCACAUAAGAAAGGAAAGUUUGAAAUGCCUCACAUCAAAAUGCCUGACAUUGACAUUUCUCUGCCCAAAGGGAAGGUUGAAGGUCCUGAAAUAGAUGCUGAGGGGGCAAAGUUCAAAAUGCCUGACAUCAGGAUGCCCAACAUUGAUAUAUCUGUACCAAAAGGAAAAGGUCUAGAAGCAGACAUUGAAGCAACUCUUCCUUCCAUUGAUAUUUCACUUCCAAAAGGAAAAAUAGAAGGUCCAGAAGUUGAGAUUGAGGGGCCUAAAGGAAAGAAGUUCAAGAUGCCUCAUCUGAAAAUGCCAGAUGUAGACAUAUCCUUACCUAAGGCCAAAGGUGUUGGCCCUGACGUCGAGAUUAAAGGGGGACUACCGUCUGUUGAUAUUUCACUUCCAAAAGGAAAGAUUGAAGGUCCAGAUAUAGAUAUAGAUAUAGAGGGUCCUGCAGGGGGAAAGUUCAAAAUGCCUGGUAUCAAAAUGCCUAAAGUUGACAUAACUCUGCCAAAAGGAAAGAUUGAAGGCCCAGAGAUCACCACAGAAAGACCUGAAGCUCACCUAGAAGGAUCAGCAGGUGGAAAGUUCAAAAUGCCAAAUAUAAAAAUGCCAAAUGUUGACAUUUCUUUACCAAAAGGAACAUUUAAAGGCCCAGAAAUUGAUAUUGAGGGAUCAAAAUCUGGAAAAAUCAAUAUGCCAGAUGUUGAUAUAUCUCUUCCCAAAGGAAACAUAGAGGGGCCUGAGCUGGAUAUUGGAGGAAAAGGUGGAGGUUUCAAGAUCCCUCAUCCAAAUCUUCCUUCUGUUGAUAUCUCACUUCCAAAAGGAAAGCUUGAAGGUCCUGAUGUUGAUAUAGAUGUUUCUAAAGGAGGGAAAUUUAAAAUCCCUGAUUUCAAAAUACCUUCUGUUGACAUAACACUGCCCAAAGGAAAGGCCAAGGGUCCUGAAGUCAAUAUAGAGACCCCUGGAGUACAUGUAGAAGCACAUAAGAAAGGAAAGUUUGAAAUGCCUCACAUCAAAAUGCCUGACAUUGACAUUUCUCUGCCCAAAGGGAAGGUUGAAGGUCCUGAAAUAGAUGCUGAGGGGGCAAAGUUCAAAAUGCCUGACAUCAGGAUGCCCAACAUUGAUAUAUCUGUACCAAAAGGAAAAGGUCUAGAAGCAGACAUUGAAGCAACUCUUCCUUCCAUUGAUAUUUCACUUCCAAAAGGAAAAAUAGAAGGUCCAGAAGUUGAGAUUGAGGGGCCUAAAGGAAAGAAGUUCAAGAUGCCUCAUCUGAAAAUGCCAGAUGUAGACAUAUCCUUACCUAAGGCCAAAGGUGUUGGCCCUGACGUCGAGAUUAAAGGGGGACUACCGUCUGUUGACAUUUCACUCCCUAAAGGAAAUAUUGGAGGUCCAGAUGUAGAUAUAGAGGGUCCUGCAGGGGGAAAGUUCAAAAUGCCUGGUAUCAAAAUGCCUAAAGUUGACAUAACUCUGCCAAAAGGAAAGAUUGAAGGCCCAGAGAUCACCACAGAAAGACCUGAAGCUCACCUAGAAGGAUCAGCAGGUGGAAAGUUCAAAAUGCCAAAUAUAAAAAUGCCAAAUGUUGACAUUUCUUUACCAAAAGGAACAUUUAAAGGCCCAGAAAUUGAUAUUGAGGGAUCAAAAUCUGGAAAAAUCAAUAUGCCAGAUGUUGAUAUAUCUCUUCCCAAAGGAAACAUAGAGGGGCCUGAGCUGGAUAUUGGAGGAAAAGGUGGAGGUUUCAAGAUCCCUCAUCCAAAUCUUCCUUCUGUUGAUAUUUCACUUCCAAAAGGAAAGCUUGAAGGUCCUGAUGUUGAUAUAGAUGUUUCUAAAGGAGGGAAAUUUAAAAUCCCUGAUUUCAAAAUACCUUCUGUUGACAUAACACUGCCCAAAGGAAAGGCCAAGGGUCCUGAAGUCAACAUAGAGACCCCUGGAGUACAUGUAGAAGCACAUAAGAAAGGAAAGUUUGAAAUGCCUCACAUCAAAAUGCCUGACAUUGAUAUUUCUCUGCCCAAAGGGAAGGUUGAAGGUCCUGAAAUAGAUGCUGAGGGGGCAAAGUUCAAAAUGCCUGACAUCAGGAUGCCCAACAUUGAUAUAUCUGUACCAAAAGGAAAAGGUCUAGAAGCAGACAUUGAAGCAACUCUUCCUUCCAUUGAUAUUUCACUUCCAAAAGGAAAAAUAGAAGGUCCAGAAGUUGAGAUUGAGGGGCCUAAAGGAAAGAAGUUCAAGAUGCCUCAUCUGAAAAUGCCAGAUGUAGACAUAUCCUUACCUAAGGCCAAAGGUGUUGAACCAGAGGUUGAGAUUAAAGGGGGACUACCGUCUGUUGAUAUUUCACUUCCAAAAGGAAAGAUUGGAGGUCCAGAUGUAGAUACAGAGGGUCCUGCAGGGGGAAAGUUCAAAAUGCCUGGUAUCAAAAUACCUAAAGUUGACAUAACUCUGCCAAAAGGAAAGAUUGAAGGCCCAGAGAUUACCACAGAAAGACCUGAAGCUCACCUAGAAGGAUCAGCAGGUGGAAAGUUCAAAAUGCCAAAUAUAAAAAUGCCAAAUGUUGACAUUUCUUUACCAAAAGGAACAUUUAAAGGCCCAGAAAUUGAUAUUGAGGGAUCAAAAUCUGGAAAAAUCAAUAUGCCAGAUGUUGAUAUAUCUCUUCCCAAAGGGAACAUAGAGGGGCCUGAGCUGGAAAUUGGAGGAAAAGGUGGAGGUUUCAAGAUCCCUCAUCCAAAUCUUCCUUCUGUUGAUAUCUCACUUCCAAAAGGAAAGCUUGAAGGUCCUGAUGUUGAUAUAGAUGUUUCUAAAGGAGGGAAAUUUAAAAUCCCUGAUUUGAACAAGCCUUCUGUUGACAUAACACUGCCCAAAGGAAAGGCCAAGGGUCCUGAAGUCAACAUAGAGACCCCUGGAGUACAUGUAGAAGCACAUAAGAAAGGAAAGUUUGAAAUGCCUCACAUCAAAAUGCCUGACAUUGACAUUUCUCUGCCCAAAGGGAAGGUCGAAGGUCCUGAAAUAGAUGCUGAGGGGGCAAAGUUCAAAAUGCCUGACAUCAAGAUGCCCAACAUUGAUAUAUCUUUACCAAAAGGAAAAGGGAAAGGUCUAGAAGCAGAUGUUGAAGCAACUCUUCCUUCCAUUGAUAUUUCACUUCCAAAAGGAAAACUGGAAGGUCCAGAAGUUGAGAUCGAGGGGCCUAAAGGAAAGAAGUUCAAGAUGCCUCAUCUGAAAAUGCCAGAUGUAGACAUAUCCUUACCUAAGGCCAAAGGUGUUGGCCCAGAGGUUGAGAUUGAAGCGGGACUACCGUCUGUUGAUAUUUCACUUCCAAAAGGAAAAAUAGAAGGUCCAGAAAUUGAGAUCGAGGGGCCUAAAGGAAAGAAGUUCAAGAUGCCUCAUCUGAAAAUGCCAGAUGUGGACAUAUCCUUAACUAAGGCCAAAGGUGUUGGCCCUGACGUCGAGAUUAAAGGGGGACUACCGUCUGUUGACAUUUCACUCCCUAAAGGAAAUAUUGGAGGUCCAGAUGUAGAUAUAGAGGGUCCUGCAGGGGGAAAGUUCAAAAUGCCUGGUAUCAAAAUGCCUAAAGUUGACAUAACUCUGCCAAAAGGAAAGAUUGAAGGCCCAGAGAUCACCACAGAAAGACCUGAAGCUCACCUAGAAGGAUCAGCAGGUGGUAAGUUCAAAAUGCCAAAUAUAAAAAUGCCAAAUGUUGACAUUUCUUUACCAAAAAGAAAAUUUAAAGGCCCAGAAAUUGAUGUUGAAGGAUCAAAACCUGGAAAUAUCAAUAUGCCAGAUGUUGAUAUAUCUCUUCCCAAAGGAAAUAUAGAAGGACCUGAGCUUGAAAUUGUAGGAAAAAGUGGAAGUUUCAAGAUCCCUCAUCCAAAGCUUCCCUCUGUUGAUAUCUCACUUCCAAAAGGAAAGCUUGAAGGUCCUGAUGUCGAUAUAGAUGUUUCUAAAGGGGGGACAUUUAAAUAUCCUGAUUUCAAAAUGCGUUCUGUUGACAUAACACUGCCCAAAGGAAAGGCCAAGGGUCCUGAAGUCAACAUAGAGACCCCCGGAGUACAUGUAGAAGCACAUAAGAAAGGAAAGUUUGAAAUGCCUCACAUCAAAAUGCCUGACAUUGACAUUUCUCUGCCCAAAGGGAAGGUCGAAGUUCCUGAAAUAGAUACUAAGGGGGCAAAGUUCAAAAUGCCUGACAUCAAGAUGCCCAACAUUGAUAUAUCUUUACCAAAAGGAAAAGGGAAAGGCCUAGAAGCAGACAUUGAAGCAACUCUUCCUUCCACUGAUAUUUCGCUUCCAAAAGGAAAAAUAGAAGGUUCUGAAGUUGAGAUCGAGAGGCCUAAAGGAAAGAAGUUCAAGAUGCCUCAUCUGAAAAUGCCAGAUGUGGACAUAUCCUUACCUAAGGCCAAAGGCGUUGGCCAAGAGGUUGAGAUUGAAGGAGGAGUGCCUUCUGUUGAUAUUUCACUUCCAAAAGGAAAGAUUGGAGGUCCAGAUGUAGAUAUAGAGGGUCCUGCAGGGGGAAAGUUCAAAAUGCCUGGUAUCAAAAUGCCUAAAAUUGACAUAACUCCCCCAAAAGGAAAGAUUGAAGGUCCAGAGAUCACAACAGAAAGACCUGAAGCUGACCUAGAAGUAUCAGCAAGUGGAAAGUUCAAAAUGCCAAAUAUAAAAAUGCCAAAUGUUGACAUUUCUUUACCAAAAGGAACAUUUAAAGGCCCAGAAAUUGAUAUUGAGGGAUCAAAAUCUGGAAAAAUCAAUAUGCCAGAUGUUGAUAUAUCUCUUCCCAAAGGGAACAUAGAGGGGCCUGAGCUGGAAAUUGGAGGAAAAGGUGGAGGUUUCAAGAUCCCUCAUCCAAAUCUUCCUUCUGUUGAUAUCUCACUUCCAAAAGGAAAGCUUGAAGGUCCUGAUGUUGAUAUAGAUGUUUCUAAAGGAGGGAAAUUUAAAAUCCCUGAUUUGAACAUGCCUUCUGUUGACAUAACACUGCCCAAAGGAAAGGCCAAGCGUCCUGAAGUCAACAUAGAGACCCCUGGAGUACAUGUAGAAGCGCAUAAGAAAGGAAAGUUUGAAAUGCCUCACAUCAAAAUGCCUGACAUUGACAUUUCUCUGCCCAAAGGGAAGGUCCAAGGUCCUGAAAUAGAUGCUGAGGGGGCAAAGUUCAAAAUGCCUGACAUCAGGAUGCCCAACAUUGAUAUAUCUUUACCAAAAGGAAAAGGGAAAGGUCUAGAAGCAGACGUUGAAGCAACUCUUCCUUCCAUUGAUAUUUCACUUCCAAAAGGAAAAAUAGAAGGUCCAGAAAUUGAGAUCGAGAUGCCUAAAGGAAAGAAGUUCAAGAUGCCUCAUCUGAAAAUGCCAGAUGUGGACAUAUCCUUAACUAAGGCCAAAGGUGUUGGCCCAGAGGUUGAGAUUGAAGAGGGACUACCGUCUGUUGACAUUUCACUCCCUAAAGGAAAUAUUGGAGGUCCAGAUGUAGAUAUAGAGGGUCCUGCAGGGGGAAAGUUCAAAAUGCCUGGUAUCAAAAUGCCUAAAGUUGACAUAACUCUGCCAAAAGGAAAGAUUGAAGGCCCAGAGAUCACCACAGAAAGACCUGAAGCUCACCUAGAAGGAUCAGCAGGUGGUAAGUUCAAAAUGCCAAAUAUGAAAAUGCCAAAUGUUGACAUUUCUUUACCAAAAGGAAAAUUUAAAGGCCCAGAAAUUGAUGUUGAAGGAUCAAAACCUGGAAAAAUCAAUAUGCCAGAUGUUGAUAUAUCUCUUCCCAAAGGAAACAUAGAAGGACCUGAGCUGGAAAUUGGAGGAAAAAGUGGAAGUUUCAAGAUCCCUCAUCCAAAGCUUCCCUCUGUUGAUAUCUCACUUCCAAAAGGAAAGCUUGAAGGUCCUGAUGUCGAUAUAGAUGUUUCUAAAGGGGGGAAAUUUAAAAAUCCUGAUUUCAAAAUGCCUUCUGUUGACAUAACGCUGCCCAAAGGAAAGGCCAAGGGUCCUGAAGUCAACAUAGAGACCCCCGGAGUACAUGUAGAAGCACAUAAGAAAGGAAAGUUUGAAAUGCCUCACAUCAAAAUGCCUGACAUUGACAUUUCUCUGCCCAAAGGGAAGGUCGAAGUUCCUGAAAUAGAUACUGAGGGGGCAAAGUUCAAAAUGCCUGACAUCAAGAUGCCCAACAUUGAUAUAUCUUUACCAAAAGGAAAAGGGAAAGGCCUAGAAGCAGACAUUGAAGCAACUCUUCCUUCCACUGAUAUUUCGCUUCCAAAAGGAAAAAUAGAAGGUUCCGAAGUUGAGAUCGAGAGGCCUAAAGGAAAGAAGUUCAAGAUGCCUCAUCUGAAAAUGCCAGAUGUGGACAUAUCCUUACCUAAGGCCAAAGGUGUUGGCCCAGAGGUUGAGAUUGAAGGGGGAGUGCCUUCUGUUGAUAUUUCACUUCCAAAAGGAAAGAUUGGAGGUCCAGAUGUAGAUAUAGAGGGUCCUGCAGGGGGAAAGUUCAAAUUGCCUGGUAUCAAAAUGCCUAAAAUUGACAUAACUCCCCCAAAAGGAAAGAUUGAAGGUCCAGAGAUCACAACAGAAAGACCUGAAGCUGACCUAGAAGUAUCAGCAGGUGGAAAGUUCAAAGUACCAAAUAUAAAAAUGCCAAAUGUUGACAUUUCUUUAUCAAAAGGAAAAUUUAAAAGCCCAGAAACUGACAUUGAGCGAUCAAAAUCUGGAAAAAUCAGCAUGCCAGAUGUUGAUAUAUCUCUUCCCAAAGGAAACAUAAAGGGGCCUGAGCUGGAAAUUGGAGGAAAAGGUGAAAGUUUCAAGAUCCCUCAUCCAAAUCUUCCUUCCGUUGAUAUCUCACUUCCAAAAGGAAACCUUGAUGGUCCUGAUAUUGACGUAGAUCUUUCUAAAGAAGGGAAAUUAAAGAUGCCCGAUCUGAAAAUGCCGUCUGUUGACAUAACUCUUCCCAAAGUGACGGCCAAGGGCCCUGAAAUCAACAUAGAGACACCUGCAGUUCAUGUAGAAGGACAAAAGAAAGGGAAAUUUGAAAUGCCUCAUAUCAACAUGCCAGAUAUUGAUAUUUCUCUGCCCAAAGGGAAGGUCGAAGGUCCUGAAAUACAUACUGAUGGGGCAAAGUUCAAAAUGCCUGAAAUCAAGAUGCCUAACAUCAACACAGAACAAGCAGGUGCUCAUCUAGAAGGAUCAACAAGUGGAAGGUUGCCUGAUAUGAAAUUUCCCCCCUCACUUGGGGUUUCUCAAUCCCCACCCAAGUCUGAAACUGAUUUUGGAUUAGGUGGCAAAGUUAAGUUAAGUAUAGAUUCACCAGAAAAAGGUCAGAAUACUUGUGAAGUUGACAAAACUAAAGCAAAAGUUAAAGGAACUAAAUUUAACAUAGGAAUGCCAAAAAUGAAAGUACAUAAAGAUAAAGUAGGAGCAGAUAGAAAAGAGCCUGCAAUCUCAAUGCACAGCAGCAAUUUGGAAGGAAAAGAUGUUAUAAGCAUCUCAGCUCCAGGAAUACCACUCCAAGUAGGAACAAGGUCCAAGGGUGCUAUCUCAGGAAAAGUUCAGGCACCCAGGAUCCCAGACAUUGAUUUUGAUAUCGGCAUGUCACCAGAGGAUGAGGAUAUUCAAAUGUUCAAAGACACUACAGUUAAAAUACCUACAUCUGGUGUCCCAUUACCCUCCUUGUCUACCCCAGAGGGAAGGUUAGAGUUUUAUGGACAAGAGAUUGAAUAUUUAGGUCCAAAGGUUCCAAAGGUGAAGAGAGCUGUUUUUGUCCUUGUAAAUCCUGAUGAGUCUGUAAGUCCUAGUUCUAAGCCUUUACAAACAGCUAAUGCCGAACCAGGGUCCAUGGAAAUGCAGCCAACCUUUAGGAAGUCAUAUCAACAGUUUUCUGCAGAAAUGGAGCAGUUAAAGGGAAAAGGAAUGGAGAUGACCCAUGGUUUGCUUUCAACAGCUAAAACCGAGUCAUUCCACGUAACAACAAUAGAGGAAUCAAUUCAUGCAACUCACCGUGCAGAAAAACAUUUUAUUAAGAAUGAAAAGGGAGCAAUUAGUACUGAAAUUAAACUUCCUAAAGUUGAGAUAACAUCACCAUCUAGACAGAUAUCUCCAAAACAAGAGGCCUCAGAUAUUGGUGGAAAACUAGGAGCACAAUCCUCACUGAUGAGCAAAGAAGCCAGUGGAGCUGAUUUUGAGUCUAUGCCAGGCACGCUGCAUCUGUCAAAAGAACUACUGUCAUCAGGUGUGAGAAGAGAGCGAAGGGAGGGCUCUGCAUCCCCUUCACACUUCACCACAGAGAGCUCAGCCAGGGUUCUGACCUGGUCAGAGGUGGACUCUAAGAGAACAGAACUCCAUUCCGAAGACAAGGAUUCCUCCCCAUGGUUCAGGGUUCCCAAGUUUUCCCUGAAGCCCCACUCUACCGGCUUCCUGCAGAUUACUCCGGAGGGCUCUCCUCAAGCCCAGCGCAGGGGCGAGGUUGGAGGGGAGCUGGAUGUCUCAGGCUCUUUCUGCCUCCACACUUCAGGUAUCUCCACCCAGCAAGUGUUUGAGGAGCACCAUUCCUCAAGUAUCUCCACCCAGCAAGUGUUUGAGGAGCAUCACAUCUCAAGUAUCUCCACCCAGCACACACGUGAGGAACAUACACGUGAGGAGCACCCAGGGCUGCCCUAUGAAGGCAUGGUCACUGUGCAGAGCCAGAAGAGACACACAGCCCACACAGACACGCCCCCCAUUGGACCUUCAACUCCCGCGGAGGGAGCUGGACACUGAGCAACUGCUGUUAGCCUCCUUACGGGCUGCUGUUUAUAGUUUUUUUUUUUUAUUAUAAAUAUUUAUUUUCAUAUGUUUUGUGUAGUUAAUAUUAAAAAUGGCGAUUGUAGGCGUUACAUGUAUUUAUUGUGGUCAAGUUUGAUUAAUACAUUAUUUGUGUUCAUUCUGCUGGAGUUUUUAUUAUUUAUUUUUCCUGUGUAAGGUGUGUACCAUGGUAUCAGACAGUGCACUUUUUGUACAUACAUCUCAUAUGACUCUUUUAGCAUAACGCAGUCUGCUUUCAGAAGCAGCUGAGCCAGCCUGACCUCACACUCAACAUGAGGAGCUGUUGUGUUUUUGUUUUUCACAGAUAAGCUCAGAGCUAAGGGCAAGGGUGUCGGCGUCUCAGUAUCAAAUUUUUUUUUAAUUGUUUUAAAUUGUAAUAUUAUUUUUAUUUUCUUUUAGCAGGUUUUUCAUGCCUGUACUUGUUAUCAGAGGUGGGUAGAAUAGCCAUAGUGUACUCAAGUAAGAGUAGUAAAAUAAUAAUACUCAAGUAGUCCAAGAAAUGAUUCAAGUGCUACUCAAGUAAGAAUAAGCGUCUUAGUCUGUACAAUCAGUUUAUAAAUCAGAUGUUGCGUCCCGACAGUUGCUCUUAAAGUUACUAUUACUUGAGUAAUAAUUUUCCCAAAUACCUUUUACACUGUUACUUGAUUAAUUUCUGGAACCACUAGCUUGUACUUCUACUUGAGUAAUAUGAUUUGGAAUAAUGUUACUCUUACUUGAGUAAAACUUUGGCUUUAUACCUGAAAACAGAUUAAUUUGUGUGCUCCCAUAACCCAUUGAUGAGGUUACAAGGUUGAAUCCACUUGGACCCUCAUCUGGACUUGCAAUUGAACAUAAUGUUUAUAGAAUAUGUGAACAAAUCUAAAUAUAUUUAUUAUGCAGAGUGCUGAGUGCCACACUGAGAGCCUGUCAGCGUGUGGUCCUUAUAUAUGCUGCUGGUAUUAUCAUGAUGCAUACUCUCUAGUUUCCUGUGACAUGGCAUUCGGACUUCAGUACUGCUGAAAGUAUUCUUGUACAUAGGUGUUCAUUGGUUUUGUUUAUUGACUGAAGAAUGUUUCCACAUAUUGGGUUGGGUUGAAAUGGCUGGAAUAAGGUGUAGCAUGUGAAUCUCCACUGUAUUGGCAAGCUGUGUUUUGUGUCGUCUAAAUGAAUGUAUGCGGUAAAUAUUAGGCUGUAAUAAAGAUAAAUUAUUGCC
Periophthalmus magnuspinnatus is the source of this 18533-nucleotide messenger RNA. Its product is annotated as neuroblast differentiation-associated protein AHNAK-like. Lineage: Eukaryota; Metazoa; Chordata; Actinopteri; Gobiiformes; Gobiidae. Gene Ontology annotation, biological process: regulation of RNA splicing. The record is from RefSeq and is a predicted model, not a curated record. Gene Ontology annotation, molecular function: protein binding. Bases 299 to 17296 code for a protein of 5665 amino acids. Gene Ontology annotation, cellular component: cytoplasm; nucleus. The transcript has 9 exons.